CCAGUACCCGCUUUUAAACGUGCUAGAUUGUUGGCAAAGUCUGCCACAUUUCGCUGCCAAUCAUCAGGUUAGACGUACAUAAGUAAGGUGGGUUUAGCAAUGUUUAGUACACACAAUUUGUUGAUUUUUUACGCGAUUUUGUUGACCCGUGACAAGGUUUAUUGUGCCGAAAAUCACGCGUUUUUCGUCGGUGAAGAGCCGGGAAAUCGAACUUGUGUAGCCCAUCAAAGUGAGGAAUUUGAUAAUGGAGUUUUACAAGAAUUUCGAAAAAGCAGCAGCCAAACAAACGACGAUAUUCUAACGCGCCUCAUUCCGAUGCUUGCAACACCUUUCCUCAUCCAGACAACAUUCCUGCCCAUGAUGCUGUUGGGAAUCAAGCUGAUGCUGAUCCAGAGCAUAGUUUUAGGAAAGUUUGCCAUCAUAUUUUGGCUGGUGAAUUUGCUCAGAUGGAGGCUGAAAGACCAGCACGGGCAAUUUUAUAGUCACAAUGUUCACAUCCGGCAUGGAUCGUAACUAGGAAUUCUUCUGAGAAAAAAAUUAGUGUAAAUACUAAUCGUCGAGUCAAUAUUUGUGUGUGUGUGUGUGUGUGUGUGUGUGUGU
Dendroctonus ponderosae (mountain pine beetle) is the source of this 600-nucleotide messenger RNA. RefSeq lists its product as uncharacterized. NCBI's taxonomy places the organism in Eukaryota, Metazoa, Arthropoda, Insecta, Coleoptera, Curculionidae. The coding region runs from base 100 to 513 and encodes 137 amino acids. The record is from RefSeq and is a predicted model, not a curated record. The transcript is spliced from 2 exons.